This is a messenger RNA of Acipenser ruthenus (sterlet), 6689 nucleotides long. RefSeq names its product janus kinase and microtubule-interacting protein 2-like. The transcript has 22 exons. The record is from RefSeq and is a predicted model, not a curated record. Bases 280 to 2745 code for a protein of 821 amino acids. NCBI's taxonomy places the organism in Eukaryota, Metazoa, Chordata, Actinopteri, Acipenseriformes, Acipenseridae. Gene Ontology annotation, molecular function: microtubule binding; kinase binding.
UCUCUGUGGAGGAGAAGGAGGGCGGGUCCACAGCAUCACCGUACAGAACGCACAGCACAGCUGCUGAUGCUGAACAGCAGAAAAAAAAGCAAAGCCAUGGGUUUAGAUUUGAGGAUUCCGGGCCUUGAUAUAUUCUGGAGAGUGUUCAAACGGUCUUCCACAUCUCAGAGAUAAUGGGGAAGAGGCAAGAAAUGAAACACAGAAGGAUCUCAUCGAUUUCUAUUGAAAAGAUGAAUAUCCCUUAAUGAAAAUAUUCAAGGCACUGUAGUAUUUGCAAAAAUGGCAAAGAAAGGGCGUUCAAAGGGUGAAAAGCCCGAAGCUCUGGUUUCUUCCCUGCAGGCUGCCAAUGAAGAUCUCAGGUCAAAAUUGACAGAUAUUCAAAUAGAAUUACAUCAAGAGAAAUGCAAGGUAAGCAAACUUGAGCGAGAAAAGGUUCAAGAAGCAAAGCGAAUCCGCGAGCAGGAGCAACAUAAACACACAGUGACCCUGACGGAGCUCAAAGCCAAACUCCACGAGGACAAAAUGAAAGAGCUGCAGGCUCUCCGUGAGAACCUAGUCAAACAGCACGAGCAGGAAAUGGCGAGGACAAUAAAAAUCAAAGACGGGGAGAACCAGCGGCUCAAGUCAGUGCUCGGCUCCUUGCGGGACGGGAGCAGCGAUAAAGUAAGGACAGCUUUGACGCUUGAGGCCAGAGAGGAGGCCAGGAGAUUCUUUGACUCUGAACGCCUCAAACUGCUGCAGGAAAUUACAGAAUUGAAAUUGGCCAAAAAGCAAGUGGACGAGGCCCUUAAUAACACGAUUCAGGCGGAUAAAAUGAAAGCUGGAGACCUGAGAAGCGAACAUCAUUUACAUCAGGAGCAUAUAUCCAAGAUCAAGUGGGAAAGUGAGAGAGACAUCCGGAGGCUGGUAGACGAGAUUAAAUCAAAAGACAGGACGGUUUUUGCUCUGGAGAAGGAGCUGGAGAGUCAGACCAGCUUCAUUCAGAAGCUCCAGUUGCAGAAGGAUGCCCUCGAUGAGCAGCUGUUUCUGGUGAAAGAGGCCGAGUGUAACAUUGGCAGUCCCAAACGAGAGAUUCCUGGAAGGGCAGGAGAUGGGGCAGAACAUUGUGGCAGCCCAGAUUUGCGGAGGAACCACAGAAGGGUUGCUGAAUUAAAUUCCACAAUCCGCAAACUGGAGGACAGAAAUACCUUGCUGGUGGAUGAAAGGAAUGAACUGUUGAAACGGGUUCGAGAAUCUGAAAAACAGUGCAAACCGAUGCUUGAGAAGAACAAGUGCCUCACUAAACGAAAUGAUGAACUCACCCAGUCACUGCAGCGCUUGGAAGAAAAGAUGAAAGCAUUAACUAAAGAAAACCUGGAAAUGAAAGAAAAAAUCAGUUCUCAUCCACCUUUGAAGAAGCUCAAAUCUUUGAACGAUCUGGAUCAGGCUCAGGAUGAUCAAGAAAUAGAAUUUUUAAAACUUCAGGUUCUAGAACAGCAGAACAUGAUAGAUGACUUAACAAGGGACAGAGAAAAAUUGCUACGUAAGAAGAGGCAUAAACGAAGUUCAAAAGCCCACAAGCGACCUAUACUGGUGGACACCUUUUUUGGGUACGAUGAAGAAUCAAUGGAUUCUGAAACCUCUUCCAUGGCCUCGUUUCGAACUGACCGAACACCAGCCACACCUGAUGAGGACAUGGAUGAAGGUAUGGCAGCAGAGGAGUCUGAACUGAGAUUCCGCCAGAUGACCAGGGAAUAUCAAGCCCUUCAGCGAGCCUAUGCCCUGCUACAGGAACACACGGGAGGCCUUAUAGAUGCUGAGAGGGAAUCAAAGGCCCAAGAAAAACUGCAAGCUGAAGUACUCAGGUAUAAAGCUAAAAUUGAGGAUCUAGAGAAAGAACUUGCCCAGAAAGGACAGGAUUCAAAAUGGGUCGAAGACAAGCAACUAUUUCUUAAAAGAAAUCAAGAACUUAUUGAAAAGAUAGACGCCCUUGAGGCAGAAAUCAGCCGUCUUCAAGAAGAACUUCAAGACUCCAAGGACCAGAAUGAACUGCUAGAAUUCCGUAUCUUGGAAUUAGAGGAACGUGAAAGGCGAUCCCCUCCUUUCAAUCUCCAGAUCCACCCCUUCUCGGAGGGAGUCAGUGCUCUUCAGAUCUACUGUAUGAAGGAAGGGGUCAAAGAUGUCUGUAUUCCUGAUCUAAUAAAGCUGCUGGACAUUCUGGGAGACAAUGGUAAUUUAAGAAAUGAAGAGCAAGUGGCCAUCAUUCAAGCAAGCACUGUAUUAUCACUUGCAGAAAAGUGGAUACAGCAGAUUGAAGGUACUGAAGCUGCUCUGCAUCAAAAAAUGCUGGACUUGGAAAUUGAAAUGGAUAUGUUUUGUAAGCAGAAAGGCUAUUUGGAAGAAGAACUUGAUUAUAGAAAACAAGCCUUGGACCAGGCAUACAUGCAAAUCCAAGAUCUGGAAGCCACCUUAUAUAACGCCUUACAGCAGGACACAGUGAUAAAAUUCGGGGAGUCUCUGAGCGAGAAGCAGAAGGACGAGCUGAGAUCAGCCGUGGAGAAACUGAGGCGUCAGAUGCUGAGAAAGAGCAGGGAGUUCGACUGCCAGAUCCUGCAGGAGAGAAUGGAGAUGCUGCAGCAAGCUCACCAGAGAAUUCGAGAUCUGGAGGAUAAAACAGAUAUUCAGAAGAGACAAAUCAAAGACCUGGAAGAAAAGUUUUUAUUUCUGUUCUUGUUCUUUUCUCUUGCCUUUAUCCUUUGGCCUUGAUGUCUUUCACACCUCCCAGCCGAGACUUUAUGGAAGUUCAGAACAUGUACAGAACAAUGGUUUCAAUCUAUUAAUGAACAGAACCUGGUUUACAGCAAUCUUAUUUAUGUAGCCAAGGCUACCCUUACAUAUUUUAUAUAAGCCAUUUGCAAGAUUGGUUGCUUGGCGGUUUGUACGAGAUCCAAUCUGAUACAGUAUAUGCUGCAUUGAACUGAACACGCGUGAAACAUGUUAAGUAAAACUACACUUGAUUGAGAGCAAGGCAGAAACGUUCACAUAAGUUCAGAUCCACACGUCUCAGACAGCGAACCAAAGUCAGGAAGAUCGUAUCCCUGCCGUGCAGGGGACCUCUUUAAAGCAUCACAUCACUGGAUUCACGAUUGGGGAAAUAAGUUGUUGAAAAGUCAUAGCUCCAAAAGGAAUUCCAAUUCUUCUCUUCCACAAAACCGCGUAGCGAGUGGAAAAUCAAGACCGAACAGGAUGGAAGGACUGUCCUUUAUUACACAGGGAUUAUGAGCACUCACUCAGGUGACCAAGGUGACCCACUGUAACAAAACACAAAGCACCGGAAACAGGAAACCAUUCAGGAACUGACUGUAAAUGGAUCUCCUUGUGAGAUACAGCGUACAACACAGAAUGGUCACUAGAGGGCAUGAAGCGCACUGAGGCUCUUUAGUUCUAGUGCAAGGAGGAAACUGUUUGGUUGAUAUCCUGUUGGAAGAAUGAUCUGAACACAUGACGUCUUUAUGAAAAAAGGACAGAAGUACUUAUUCACUUACUAGUUUUUUUUUUUUUAUUAUUAUUAUUUUUCUAAGACGUUCUAUCAAUAUAGAAAUGUACAGGCUUUUACCUUACCUGCAACUGUUCCCUCGAAUGUACUGGUAUACAUUUGGGUAUAUGUACAUGAUUGUGGCGGUUUGUUUAUUGCAACGGUUUUAUUUUCUUAUUGUUAAAAGUGACUCAUAAUUUAACAUCCCUACUUGGUAUUUGUGGCUUGAGCAAUAGUAUCACACAACCAUUUUUGUAUUAAUGUACAGUAUAAAUACCCAUAAAGCUAUUGUGGUGACAGCUGCAACUUUUUUUUUUCAUAAAAGUAUAGUAGAUAUUACAAAGUUUUAAUGCUAUAGCAUUUUUCUCUUUGGGAACAUUACAUCUAUGGUUGUGUAUUUUUUUUAUUUAUUUAGUUAUCUCAAGGAUCAGUGCUUUGUUUCUAUGCAGCACAACAGGCUUACUUUAGUGACCCCAUCCAACUGCAAUAGGAGACUUUGUAAUGGAGAAAGCUCGUGUAAUUGAUAUAGUGGUUGUGUCUUUUGUUUCACCAUGUUUGAGACAAAAGCUUUUAGUUUGCAGAUGAAAAGUCUACAUUGUUGAGCAAAGAGGUACAUAUCCCCGACCACCAGCUACUAAUAAUUCUAGGAUACAAACUAACCUGAACUCAUAGUGCACAUGCCUUAAAUGUUCUUCCUUUUUCUAACUGAUACAAAACAAAAGUAAGUUACUAUCCUUAUGUUUCUGAUCCUGUUGCAUGACUAGCAGAUCAAAAUUUUUAAUAGCCACUGACACCUGUAUCUUUACUGGUUUAGAUAAACAGGGUUUGUUGAAAUGUUAUUUACAAUAACAUAAGUCUGCCAAAGGAAAUUCCAUUACAGAUGCUAAACUCUUUCCACAUCUGUUAAAAUAUCUACUUUGUGUCACUAUACAUUAGUUUAUUAAAUAAAGGAUUGAAAAGGAAUUAUGGAGAUGUUAUUACCUAACAUUAUCAGUCAUACUUUACUUUCACAAAAAAACAUGCACAUUUUCCUUUUGGAUUGAAAUACAGUAAGUCCGGCCCAAGGUGUCAUAGCAAAAUACAUACUUUUGGUUACUAAGAGGAAUGGCCAGUGCUAAAUAGCAAAAAUUCCAAUUUCUCAUUUGUAUUUUAAAUAGAUUUUUUUAAUUAAUUAAUUAAUUAAUUAAUUAAUUACCUGUAUCCCUGUUCAGUUAUCCCUGAAAAACUAAUUGCAUGUGUAACGUAGCGUUGCCAACCCUUCCCUCAAAAGUGCUUAUGUUGCCUGCAUGUUAAUUGGACAAGCACUUUUGGAAUUGUUUGCUUCUGUGACCUUGGUAAAGAAGGGAUGGCUGUGGGCAGUGUUAGCCCUCAUGCACUGAUACCACAUCCCAUGGCUGGCUUUGGUGGAUAUGAACAUUUGUCAGAUUUGUGAGGAUUAAAUACUGUACAUGUCCUUCUGCACGAACAAACAGUGAACUUCAUAAAAAUGUGGCCAAUGCAAGAGCAGAGCUAACACUUUUUAUUAUCGUUUUCAGUAAUGAUAGAACAUAUUCAUAUUUGUUUUAUCAUAUAGAAUGGCAAGUCUGGGAAAAUAAAGGGCAGGAGAUUAAAAACAAAUUGAAAUGCUCAACGGAGCCCCAUCAAAACACAUUAAACAUGGAAUUUGUUGGACCUGGUUUGGCCUUAUUAAAGGAUAAUAUUAAAUAGCAGUACUUAUUCAAUCUAAAACCUGUUUUAAGGUUGCACAGUUUCUUCCAAAAAUAUAUGUAUACAAUAUUUCAAUAUAAUAUCCCAGUAUAUCACAAUACCAUUAAUUGCAUCAUGUGCUUUAAUGGAGGGGUGUUAAAGUAAUCAUAAGCAAGUUUAUACUAGAAUAAUAGACACAAGUUUGUGGACUGUUUUAAAGACUUAUUCACAGACAUUUUCCUCCCUUCAUAAAUACUUUUAUAGAAACAAAUUGUAAACCUAUGUGUAUCCCUCUAGGUUUUAAAGCACUUUUCAGUUCUCAAAGGCAGUGGUUAAAAGGAGAAUACAUUUUGUGAAGAGUGCAAUUAGCUGAAAUUAUCUUGAGAAGAAAAGCCUCUAGUUUGGCUGAAGACACUGUUUCUGCUUGCGUUUUUUAAAGGGACAAUGCCUUUUAGGAUGGACUUAGGCAAGUCUAUACAAAAUAAUAAUCAGACAAUAGAAAUCAAAAUGAGAUGUCCACAUUUUAUGCAGUUUGGAUAAGAUCGUAGUACUGUACUUACAGUAGAGUUUUUAAUGAACUUCAGUUGCGCUACAACAGUUUAAAUCCUUGCUCUUUUCCUGUUCAUGCAAAAAGCAGAAGAGCAGAUUGAGUUGUGUUAUGGCAUUUUAUACAAGUCGUUUAAUAAACAGCACCUGCAGACAAGCCCCUAAUCUAAAGAUGGUGGAUCAAAACAUUGGUUCCAUUGCCUCCUACACAGUGAAAUAAUAAUGGCAAAUAGUGUAGCUCAUUUAGUUAAGAUAUACACAGUAUUACAUUUAAAAGAAAACCAUUUAAAUUAGGUUCCAGUAGAUACAGUAACAUCCCUAAGUACAGCGUAGUCUCCAUUUGAUUUUAGUUCACAUUUAACCCAACGUGUUAAACCAAUACAUUGUCUUUCAUGUUUGGUUACUUUUCCCAAUAAAAGGGAAAUUUUAAUACUAACUGUAGCACUAUAUAAUACUGUCUGUAUUGAAUGAGAGAGUAAUUGCACUUUUAAACACUGUAGGCUAUAUCCAACAUUUACCACUGUGUUAAUUAAACACCAUUUAGUUAAAAAAAAAAUGUAUGUUAAGAAUCUUCCUUUUACAAACAAUGGUGCAAACUUAGCAUGGUGAUAAAUGUUUUGUGAAUAUGGCCCAAUAUGUUUCCUUGUUCUCGAAAAGGCUUUUCUACUGUAUGUCCUUGCUCCUGAAAAUCUACUAACUGCAAUGAAGAAUUAUUUUUAAUCACUGUGUUCCCUCUUCCCCAUCACUGAUCUGCCAUGUGUGUUAAUAAAAAAUGUACAAAGAUAUGCGUAGUGAACCUCUUGACUGUAUGCAUUAAUCUGUAGAGGAAAAUGAAUGCUAAUGUAAAGUUUUCUGAAGUUAUUUUUUAAUUUAUUAUAGGAGUUUACUAAACCGGUAUUUGAGUUUGUAAAAAAAUAAAAUAAACACUUGCUUUUCUCAAACA